UUUUUGCAUUUUUGAAAUCCAAUUCCUCCAACGGUUCCCUCCUCUCUCUAUCUCUCUCAUCGCAUCAUUGCAAGUGAAGAAGAGAUCAAGGGACAACCUGGUAACACAUUCGUGUUCGACUUCCUCAGUUGAUUAAUCUCAACUUCUUCACUUGGCCCUAAGUGAUGCAAGAUUUUAUCGGCUCAGUUCGUCGAUCUCUAGUGUUCAAACCCUCCGCCGGCGGUGGGGGAAAUGAAAAUGGUGUCGGCGAUUCUUUCGGUGGAUUUGUCGAAAAGAUCGGUUCAAGCAUUCGUAAAUCAAAAAUCGGACUUUUCUCUAAGUCUUCCAUUCAGGCCCUACCUCCAAGCAGACCGGUGGCGAAGACCAAAAACGAAGAGGCCGGCUCCCAGAUCCGAUGGCGGAAAGGAGAAUUAAUCGGUUGUGGGGCAUUUGGUAGGGUUUAUAUGGGAAUGAAUCUCGAUUCAGGGGAGCUACUUGCUGUCAAACAGGUUUCUGUUGUUGUAAAUACUGCUUCAAAGGACAAAACGCAGGCACACAUCCGGGAGCUUGAAGAAGAAGUGAAGUUAUUGAAGAAUCUUUCACAUCCAAACAUUGUUAGGUAUCUGGGAACUGCUAGAGAGGAGGAAUCAUUAAAUAUCUUCCUGGAAUUUGUUCCAGGUGGAUCCAUCUCAUCACUCCUAGGAAAAUUUGGUUCCUUCCCUGAAUCUGUGAUAAGAAUGUACACAAAACAAUUAUUAUUAGGGCUGGAAUAUCUCCACAAAAAUGGUAUUAUGCAUAGGGACAUCAAGGGGGCAAAUAUUCUUGUUGAUAAUAAAGGAAGGAUCAAACUUGCAGAUUUUGGUGCCUCAAAGAAAGUUGUAGAGCUGGCUACAAUGACAGGCGCAAAGUCAAUGAAGGGUACCCCAUAUUGGAUGGCUCCUGAAGUUAUACUCCAAACUGGCCAUAGCUUCUCUGCUGAUAUAUGGAGUGUUGGAUGCACUGUUAUUGAAAUGGCAACUGGAAAGCCUCCAUGGAGUCAACAAUAUCAGGAGGUUGCUGCUCUCUUUCAUAUAGGAACAACAAAAGCUCAUCCACCUAUACCAGAUCAUCUUUCUGCAGAAGCAAAGGAUUUUUUGCUAAAAUGCCUCCAAAAGGAACCAAAUCUCAGGCCUGAUGCAUCAGAGUUACUACAGCAUCCAUUUGUUACUGGAGAGUAUGAGGAGUCUCAUCCUGUCUUUCGCACAUCAGUUAUAGCAACACCUAGCAAUCAAAUUCCAACAUCCAUGAAGCAACCUAGAAGCAUAUGCAUGAACAUGAAAACAAGUGGUAGUGGUGGAAUGGUGGAUGCUGAUGAUAAAGAUAGUGUAAGGUGCUCAACUAUAUACCCUGAGAAAUUUUCUGGAUGGGGUUCAAGUAGAUAUGAUGAUGACAUGUGUCAAAUGGAUGAUGAUGAUCUAAUGGCUGGGAACACAUCUAUGAAAUUUGAAUUUAAUGAUGCCAAUAAGAGUUUUAACCCCAUGAUGGAACCUGAUGAUGACGUGGCAUGUCAGUUUGAUGCGAGUCCUGAAUUUGGAAAGGAUGUAGCUGCUAAAUUGUUUCCAGAUGAAGUUUGUGAGAUGACUGCAGAUGGAGAUAAUGGUUUUAGUUUUCCUUCAGGGGUAGAGGAGGAAGAAGAAGUUACAGAAACAAAGAUCAUAGCAUUCAUUAAUGAGAAGGCUUUAGAUCUGAAGAAGAUGCAGACGCCUCUAUAUGAAGAAUUUUACAACUCCAUGAAUACAACAAUUACUCCUGUUGGGAAUGAAAACAAGGAAAAUUUAUCAAGCAACCUGCACUUACCUCCGAAAAGCAGCAGAUCACCUAUUAGGCGGCUAAGAAAGAGAUUAUCUUCAGCUGUUGACAUUUCCAGUCCUGGUAAUAAUAAUAAUAAUAAUAAUUCUGAGAGCUUAUCGCGUGUUGCUGGUGUAAAUGAUCAAAAUCCACAUGAAUGUCGGUCUCCUCAGAAUGAUUCUCAAGUAGAGGCCAUUAGUCCAAGGGCAAGCUUCUCAGAGAGGCAAAGAAGAUGGAAAGAAGAGCUCGCGGAAGAGCUUGAAAGAAAACGAGAGAUGAUGAGGCAAGCAGGGGUAGCAAAAACAUUGUCCCCAAAGGAUCGGAUUAUAAAUAAGCAAAAAGAACGAUUGAGAUUGGGCAAGGAACAGACGAACGAAAGGCAGAUCGAUGGGAGGUCCGGUGCGGCUGGGAAAUCACGAGGAGGGAAAAGGGUGUCCGUCGAGACCGAUAACCCCUUGUUGGUUUACAACUCUUCUUCAUUGAUCGGGAAAGGGAAGAAGGAACACGAAUGA
Messenger RNA from Lactuca virosa, 2318 nucleotides. The record is from the annotation of a GenBank genome assembly. Lineage: Eukaryota; Viridiplantae; Streptophyta; Magnoliopsida; Asterales; Asteraceae.